UUAAUGUUUUUCUUGUAAAAUGUUUCUUAUAACUCAAACUUCAUAGAACAUAUGUAUCUGUUUAUUUUUUGACUGAUGUUUAUGCAAGAAAUAUAUUUACAUAGCAAAUCAAUAUAUAGGAAUAGUUUUAAGUUAAAAUUUUAAAUACAGUUGGUUAGAACAUUAGAAUGAUAUGUAGAUGUUUUGAAAAGCUUUUCAAGUGCCAAGAAAUGGAAUGUCUGUGUUGAAUAUAGCUCAUACUGGAAGGAUCAUCUUAACAGCAUGUCAUAUUGCAAUACCACCUGUAGUAGAAAACCUAAACAUACUUUUUUGACAUCACUAACAGUAAAGUUCAAGUAAAGUUCAAAUCAUGUUUCAGUUGUGACCUCCAGUUUUUAUUCAGUCAAAAAGACACCUUAUGACUCUUUGAACACAAAUUAAGACUAUUUAUUUACACUAUUUACAGAGAUACACAGCAAUAUAUCUAGAUUGCUACUAAUUAUGAUGUCUUAGUCUAGACCUCUUCUCAAUCCAAAUCUCAGGCUAAGCACCCUUUCCUCGAUCCAACAUCACCUUAUAUCCAAGUUUUGAAUCCGUUGGCUGACCAAUCAGGAGCUGAGCUGAGCUUUGUAUCAGGUCCGCUUCAGUUGAUAUCCUGUCUCAACUUGUCCAGGAUGACUCGCCAACCAUCACUUUCUAGACCAUGUGCUUCGACAUGUGAAAACUUGACCUAUCUUGUUACUACAAGAUAGGCCUCCUUGACACUAACAAUGUUAAAUUAAUUCUCCAAUUUACAGGAAGAGAUGUCUGAGAUAUUUGUUAAGAAUGUUUGCAGUUUAUUCCUUGUUUUUAUCAUAAUCUUUUGUUUGAACUUUUUAAAUAAAUGUUAUAGCCUGUAUUAUUUUCUGUGUCAUUUCAUAAAUGUAAUGUUUGUGAUAAGACAUUUAGAUUGUACACAGUGCGGCAAUUAAAUUCCGGGACUGAAGCUAUAUCUCAGCAACCAGUAGCAACAUCUGUUUAAAUUUUAUAUCAUAUGAAGUUUGAACAGAUGUCGCUACUAACCUAAAACUUUUAUUUAAAUCGGUUGACAUUUAUCAUUGUUUUUGAUAUUUUGUUUAUCAGUUUAUUUUGUUACAUGUUGGCAAACAAUAAUGGAACAACGUGCUGUUAUUAAAUUUUACACUAAACUUGGCACAAGUGCCACAGAAACGUUCAAAAUGAUGCAGAAAAUGUAUGGAAGUGUGUGUUUAUCACGGUCAAAGACUUUUGAGUGGCACAAGCGAUUUUUGGAAGGCAGACAAUCACUGGAGGAUGACAAAUGUGUGGGAAGGCCAAUAACAGUUCAAACAGCAGAUUCAAUUCAAAAAUUGCAAGAAUUUGUAUCCAACGAUUGCAAUGCAACACUGAGAAUGAUGGAACAGGCAUUAAACAUUAACAAAGAGACAAUACGAGAAAUUAUUAAAGAAGAUUUUGGCAAAACAAAGGUCUGUGCUAAAUUUGUUCCGCACACACUAACCCAAGACCAAAAAUUGAUGAGACUGGAACAUUCCAGAGAGAUUGUACGAGCAGCAAAUAACAGCUCAACCUUCCUCAAAUCAAUUGUUACUGGUGACGAGACCUGGUGUUUUCAAUAUGACCCACAAACAAAACGUGAAAGUGCCAAAUGGAAGUCAAAAUCAUCACCUCAAGCCAAGAAAACAUGAAAAGUUCCAUCAAAAAUCAUGACGAUGUUCAUUAUUUUCUUUGAUAGCAAAGGCAUCAUCCACCGUGAGUUCGUCCCACAGGGUCAGACAGUUACUGCUGCUUUCUACUUGGGAGUUUUACAAUGAUUAAUGGGAAGAAUUCGUUGAAUUCGACCAGAAUAUCGCAAUUCUGAUGACUGGUGUUUGUUACACGAUAAUGCACCAAGUCACACAUCAUUGAUUGUUCAUCAAUUUUUGGCACGAAAUCAAGUCU
Centruroides sculpturatus (bark scorpion) is the source of this 1935-nucleotide messenger RNA. RefSeq lists its product as uncharacterized. NCBI's taxonomy places the organism in Eukaryota, Metazoa, Arthropoda, Arachnida, Scorpiones, Buthidae. Gene Ontology annotation, molecular function: nucleic acid binding. The record is from RefSeq and is a predicted model, not a curated record. Bases 1131 to 1682 code for a protein of 183 amino acids. The transcript has a single exon.